Drosophila suzukii is the source of this 6258-nucleotide messenger RNA. RefSeq names its product Mucin 68D (gene Muc68D). Gene Ontology annotation, cellular component: extracellular region. Gene Ontology annotation, molecular function: chitin binding. The record is from RefSeq and is a predicted model, not a curated record. NCBI's taxonomy places the organism in Eukaryota, Metazoa, Arthropoda, Insecta, Diptera, Drosophilidae.
UCUUCAAUGUGUUUCUAAAAUGCAAGUUGUGAAAGUCCUUUGGGCUUUUCUUUGGAUCCUUCCUCAGGCCCUGGCAACGGAUUCUUGCGCAGGACAAUCGUUUGGAUCCAGAGCAGUUGACCUCGAAGAUCCCCAUUCGUAUUAUCUCUGCCUGGGUUUCCUUGGCCACAUAAAAAAUACAUGCAAAGAUGGAUAUUUUUUUGAUGACCAGACGCAGGGAUGUGUGAUUAAUAACCAGCCAACCCCAAAAACACUUCAAGCCCCAAAAAAGAAUUCGGAUAAAAAUGAAGUUAGCAUCACACAAAAUGUGAACGUGGACAGACCAGUUAUAUUUAACAUCUUUGGAAACUUCAAUUUAUUUGCAAGUCUAUGGGGCAGCUCCGAGAAUACGACUUCUUCGCCCCCGAAAUCCAGCCCAAUUUCUCAUCUGCAAUUACUUUAUGGAGCUGAGGAGAUUGACCCGUUGUCUUCCAUUAAUGCAACAACUCCCAGCCCCCUAGAUGAUUCUCUGGGCAGGUCUACUGAGAAUAGCAUAUUAAGCUCAGAAGCUCAAAUUGAGAUCGAUUCCAGAUCGCCAAAUUCGUCAAUAGGAUCUGAACCAGACAUUUCAACACAGAAAACUAGCUCCAGCUCAAAAAAAUUGUUUUUCACAAAAUUAUUAUCAUACCCAGCUAAAUCGAAAAACACUGAAAAUGCUUUGUCCACAGAAUUUUCCUUAGUAGAAAGCUUAGGCUUGGAGAAUCCAUUGUCUACAAAAUCAUCAACAAGUUCUGAAAUUCCCUCAAUCUCAAUCAAUCCAGAAUCAUCAACAAGCGUGACGGACAGUUCAUCACCAACUGAAUCUGCUGCAGAAAGUUCCACGCAAGCAAGUAUCUCAAGCUCGGAAAGUACCUCGUCCACAGAAGGUUUCUUAGAAGAUCUAAUCUUAAGGUCAAAAAGUCCUUUCUCUACAGAGUCAUCAACUGAGAUUGAUUUAAGUUCACAAAGCUUCUCAACUGAAUCUGCUCCAGAAAGUUCUACCCAAGAAAAUAGUGCAAGUUCGGAUAACCCCUUGUCCACAGAAUCAUCAACCGAAACCAUAAAGGAGCUUUUGUCAUCGGAAUCAUUACUAAGAACCUCUGAAAGUCCGUUGUCCACGGAAUCUUCAUCAGAAAGUUGGACACCAGAUGGUGGAUCGUCAUCUGAAAAUCCGUUGACCAUAGAUUCUUCAUCAGAAAGUUCGACACAAGAUAGUGAAUCAACCUUUGAAAGUCUGUUGUCCAUAGAAUCAUCAACAGAACCUUCAUCAGAUAGUUCGACGCCAGAUAGUGAGUCAACCUCUGAAAGUCCGUUUUCCACAGGAUCAUCAACAGAACCUUCAUCAGAUAAUUCAACGCAAGAUAGUGAAACCUCUGAAAGUCUGUUGCCCACAGAAUCCUCAGCAGAGUCAUCACCAGAAAGUUCAACGCCAGAUAGUGAAUCCACCUCUGAAGAUCCGUUGUCCACAGAAUCAUCCCCACAGUCUUCAUCGGAUAGUUCGACGCAAGAUAGCGAAUCAACCUCUGAAAGUGCGUUGUCCACAGGAUCAUCGUCUAUAGAUAGUGAACAAACCUCUGAAAGUCCGUUGACCACACCACCAUCGACAGAAUCUUCAUCAGAUAAUUCUGAAGGUCCGUUGUCCACAGAAUCAUCGACAGAAUCUUCACCAGAAAAUUCGACGCAAGAUAGUGAAUCAACCUCUGAAAGUCCGUUGACCACGGAAUCAUCGACAGAAUCUUCAUCAGAAAUUCCGUCGUCCACAGAAUCCUCAGCAGAGUCAUCCUCAGAAAGUUCGACGCCAUAUAGUGAAUCAACCUCUGAAAGUCCGUUGUCCACAGAAUCAUCAACAGAGUCUUCGUCAGAUAGUUCGACGCAAGACAGCGAAUCAACCUCUGAAAGUCCGUUGUCCACAGGAUCAUCAUCUAUAGAUAGUGAACCAACCUCCGAAAGUCCGUUGACCACAGAACCAUCGACAGAAUCUUCAUCAGAUAAUUUGACGGAAGAUAGUGAAUCAACUUCCGAAGGUCCGUUGACCACAGAAUCAUCAACAGAAUCUACAUCAGAUAAUUCGACGCAAGAUAGUGAAACAACCUCUGAAAACCCGUUGUCCACAGAACCCUCAGCAGAGUCAUCAUCAGAAAGUUCGACGCCAGAUAGUAAAUCAACCUCUGAAGGUCCAUUGUCCACAGAAUCAACAGCAGAGUCUUCAUCAGAUAGUUCGACGCAAGAUAGCGAACCAACCUCUGAAAGUCCGUUGUCCACAGGAUCAUCAUCUAUAGAUAGUGAACCAACCUCCGAAAGUCCGUUGACCACAGAACCAUCGACAGAAUCUUCAUCAGAUAAUUUGACGGAAGAUAGUGAAUCAACUUCCGAAGGUCCGUUGACCACAGAAUCAUCAACAGAAUCUACAUCAGAUAAUUCGACGCAAGAUAGUGAAACAACCUCUGAAAACCCGUUGUCCACAGAAUCCUCAGCAGAGUCAUCCUCAGAAAGUUCGACGCCAUAUAGUGAAUCAACCUCUGAAAGUCCGUUGUCCACAGAAUCAUCAACAGAGUCUUCGUCAGAUAGUUCGACGCAAGACAGCGAAUCAACCUCUGAAAGUCCGUUGUCCACAGGAUCAUCAUCUAUAGAUAGUGAACCAACCUCCGAAAGUCCGUUGACCACAGAACCAUCGACAGAAUCUUCAUCAGAUAAUUUGACGGAAGAUAGUGAAUCAACUUCCGAAGGUCCGUUGACCACAGAAUCAUCAACAGAAUCUACAUCAGAUAAUUCGACGCAAGAUAGUGAAACAACCUCUGAAAACCCGUUGUCCACAGAACCCUCAGCAGAGUCAUCAUCAGAAAGUUCGACGCCAGAUAGUAAAUCAACCUCUGAAGGUCCAUUGUCCACAGAACCAACAGCAGAGUCUUCAUCAGAUAGUUCGACGCAAGAUAGCGAAUCAACCUCUGAAAGUCCGUUGUCCACAGGAUCAUCGUCUAUAGAUAGUGAACCAACCUCCGAAAGUCCGUUGACCACAGAACCAUCGACAGAAUCUUCAUCAGAUAAUUUGACGAAAGAUAGUGAAUCAACUUCCGAAGGUCCGUUGACCACAGAAUCAUCAACAGAAUCUACAUCAGAUAAUUCGACGCAAGAUAGUGAAACAACCUCUGAAAACCCGUUGUCCACAGAAUCCUCAGCAGAGUCAUCAUCAGAAAGUUCGACGCCAGAUAGCGAAUCAACCUCUGAAAGUCCGUUGUCCACAGGAUCAUCAUCUAUAGAUAGUGAACCAACUUCUGAAAGUCCGUUGACCACAGAACCAUCGACAGAAUCUUCAACAGAUAAUUCGACGCAAGAUAGUGAAUCAACCUCUGAAGGUCCAUUAACCACAGAAUUAUCGACAGAAUCUUCAUCAGAUAUUUCGACCCAAGAUAGUGAAACAACCUCUGCAAGUCCGUUGUCCACAGAAUCAUCAGCAGAGUCAUCAUCAGAAAGUUCGACACAAGAUAGUAUAUCAACCUCUGAAGGUCCGUUGUCCACAGGAUCAACAUCUAUAGAUAGUGAACCAACCUCUGAAAGUCCGUUGACCACAGAACCAUCGACAGAAACUUCAGCAGAUAACUCGACGCAAGAUAGUGAAUCAAGCUCUGUGAGUCCAUUGGCCACGGAAUCAUCGACAAAAUCUUCAUCAGACAGUUCAACACAAGAUAGUGGAUCAACCUCUGAAGGUCCGUUGUCCACAGGAUCAUCUACCGAAUCUUCAUCAGGUAAGUCGACGGAAGACAGUGGGUCGAUCUCUGAAAAUCCGUUGACCACAGAGUCUUCAUCUGAAAGUUCGACACAAGACAGUGAAUCAACCUCUAAAGGUCCGUUGUCCACAGAAUCAUCAACAGAAACUUCAUCAGAUAGUUCGACGCAGGAAAGUGGAUCAUCCCCUAAAAGUCCGUUGACCACAGAACCAUCGACAGAAUCUUCAUCAGAUAAUUCGACGCAAGAAAGUGAAUCAACCUCUGAAGGUCCGUCCUCCACAGAAUCAUCAAUAGAGUCUUCAUCAGAAAGUACGACACAUGAUAGUAUAUCAACCUCUGAAAGUCCUUUGUCCACGGGAUCAUCAACGGAAUCUUCAUCAGAUAAGUCGACGCAAGAUAGUAGAUCAACCUCUGAAGGUCCGUUGUCCACAGGAUCAUCUACCGAAUCUUCAUCAGAUAAGUCGACGGAAGACAAUGGGUCGAUAUCUGAAAAUCCGUUGACCACAGAAUCAAUAACAGAGUCUUCAUCGAAAAGCUCGACACUAGAUAGUGAAUUAACCUCAGGAAGUCCGUCCACAAAAUCAUCGACAGAAUCUUCAUUAGAUAAGUCGACGCAAGAAAGUGAAUCAACCUCUAAAAGUUUGUUGACCACAGCAUCAUCAUCAGAUAGUUCGACGCAAGGCAGUGGAUCAACAUCUGAAAGUCCAUUGACCACAAAAUCAUCAACAAAGCCAUCCACUGGUAGCACACCGUGCACCCCGUCCCCAACUCCACAGAGUUCAACAACUACAACUAAAGGAAAUAUUUGCUCUACUAGAUCAACACCGUGCACCAACGAUAGGAAUCCAAAAAGUUCGACGCAGGGUAAGGUAGGUAGAACAUCAACUUUAGAACACUCUAUGGAAAGAACGACCAGAUACCAAGAAGAAAGGACUGAUUGCAGCAACUUGCCAAAUGGAGUCUACCUAAGGGACGCUCAGUCAUGCAAUAAAUAUUAUGUAUGUUUGAAUGGAAAGCCGAUUCCCGGCCACUGCCCCAGAAAUCUGAACUUUGACAUUAAGAGGAAGGUCUGCAAUUUUGCCAGUCUGGUAGAUUGCUCUAUCGAUAAGGUUCUGGAAUCUGUUAAGUCGACGCAAAAAAGUGAAUCAACCUCUGAAGGUCCGUUGCCCACAGAAUCUUCGCUAGAAAGUUCGAGGCCAGUUGGUGGACCAAACUCUGAAAGUCCUAUGUCCACAGGAUCAACACAAUCUUCAUCAGAUAAGUCGACGCCACAUAGUAAAUCAACCUCUGAAAAUACGUUGUCCUCACAAUCAUCGACAGAAUCUUCAUCGGGUAAGUCGACGCAAGAUAUUGGACCAACCUCUAAAAUUCCGUGGACCACAACAUCAUCAUCAGAUAGUUUGAGGCAAGGCAGUGGAUCAACAUCUGAAAGUCCAUUGACCACAAAAUCAUCAGCAAAGCCAUCGACUGGUACCACACCGUGCACCCCGUCCCGAACUCCACAGAGUUCAACAACUACAACUAAAGGAAAUAUUUGCUCUACUAGAGAAACACAGUGCACCAACGAUAGGAGUCCAACAAGUUCGACGCAGGGUAACGUGGGUAGAACAUCAACUUUAGAACACUCUAUGGAAGGAACGGCCAGUGACCAAGAAGAAAGAACUGAUUGCAGCAACUUGCCAAAUGGAGUCUUCCUAAGGGACGCUCAGUCAUGCAAUAAAUAUUAUGUUUGUCUGAAUGGAAAGCCGAUUCCCGGCCAAUGCCCCAGAAAUCUGAACUUUGACAUCAAGAGGAAGGUCUGCAAUUUUCCCAGUCUGGUAGAUUGCUCUGUCGAUGAGGUUCCGGAAUCUGUUACGAGACCCUGGAGCCCAGAAUCUGGUCCUGACUGCAAGUCAUUAAAAAAUGGGGCUUACGUUCGGGAUUCACGGUCAUGCAGUAAGUUCUAUAUCUGCGCCAAUGGACGGGCUAUAUCUCGGCAGUGUCCUAGGGGUCUACACUUUGACCUGAAUUCGAACUUUUGCAAUUACCCGAGCCUGGUUCAGUGCUCAAUAGACGAGGGCCAGGCUGAUUUACAUCAGGCAUUGCUUACAGAUGAAGUAGUGGAUUGCAGCAAAGUGGAAGAGGAUACACGAUUCGGCGACAUCAAUCACCAUAAUAGGUAUUAUGUUUGCCUAAAGGGAAAGGCUGUUUUGCAUUACUGCACUCCCGGAAACUGGUUCGACCUCCGAAGUGGAAAAUGCCUCGAUGAGCGAAUGGCUAAGGUGAAAGAACCAAAGAAGCCUUAACUAUAAGUGACAUGAUCUUUAAUCUAGCUAUAGUAAUUUGGUGAUAGGGUUUAUUCAUAUAUAAAUAUAAUGGGUGACUGGGAAACAUUACAUGUAUCAUAUUUUUUUUAGAGUGGUUACUGACUAAAAAGUUACAAGCAGACUCUAGUACGACCUAGCCAGUUGAAGAGUAAAAUGGAAUUACUCGAUCUGUCUAGGAUUUAUUAAACUAAUAAAAAACUUACAAACUA